CAAUUCCUUUGAUGGAGUUGGCUUCUUCUUCAUCAUCAUCUUCAUCCUUCUUAAAAUCGAAACCUCAUUUCAUAUACGAUGUGUUCAUCAAAUUUUGGGGAGAAGACAUGCGGAGAAAACUCGUUUCUCAUCUCCAUUCUGUCCUUUUACAAGCUCAACUGAAAACAUUUAUUAGCAUGGAGAAUCUGGAGGAGGGAAUGCAGCUAGAAGAGCACAUGCGAGCACUAACAUGCUCUAAGAUAGCAAUAAUAGUUUUCUCCAAAACAUACACUGAAUCUACUUGCGGUCUUCGUGAGCUUGUAAAAAUCAUUGAAUGCGGACAAACUUUUGACCAAAUAGUAUUGCCAGUAUUUUACGAGAUUGACCGAUUCUAUGUACGUCAUCAGAUAGAUGGUUUACGAAAAGCGUUAGAAGAAGCUGCACACAAAAGCUAUUCAGGUGAACAACCGAAACAUGUAUUGUCCAGGUGGAGCCGAGCACUCACCAGAUCUGCAGAUCUAGGUAUCACUGAGUGGAAUAAUACAUACUCUAGGCAUGAUGCUGCACUUGUGGAGAAAAUUGUUAGUCGCGUUCAAAAAUUACUGGGUUAUGCAGACUUGUCUCAUACCCCAUUUCCUGUUGGAUUAGAGUCCCAUGUGGAAAAGGUGGUUGGAAGUAUUGAAAAUCAUUCCGCCAAAGUCUGUAUGGUAGGAAUAUGGGGAAUGUUAGGAUCAGGUAAAACUACCAUAGCCAAAGCCAUCUACAAUCAAAUUUAUCGUCAAUUCAUUGGUAAGAGUUUUAUUGAAAAUGUUGGACGAAAAUAUAUCCGUCGUAGUAGUGAGUUGCAAGAAAAACUUAUUUAUCAGGUCCUUCAAUCCAGGGUCAUGGUGGAAAGCCAUUGGAUGGAAAGAACUAUCAUCGGGGAUAAAUUUUCUAAAAAAAAGUUACUCAUUGUGCUUGAUGAUGUGACAGAGUUUUGGCAAUUAGAAAAUCUAUGUGGGAAUCGUGAAUGGUUCGGUCAAGGAACUGUGAUAAUCAUUACAACCAGAGAUGUUCGACUACUGAACCAACUCAAAGUUGAUUUUGUUUAUAAAAUGGAUUUGAUGAACGAAAAUGAUUCCCUUGAGCUUUUAUGUUGGCAUGCCUUUAGAGAUGCAAAACCAAGAGAAGACUCCAAUGAACUUAUAAGAGAGAUAGUUACUUAUUGUGGAGGACUACCACAAGCUCUUGUGGCCCGUGGUUCCUAUUUAUAUAGUAAGAGAUUUACACUGGGUGAAAGUACAAUUUUACGUCGACAAAUACUUGAUCGUUAUCACGUUCUAGACAAUUUGGGUGAAAGUUUUCAUUUUUUACGUAAUGACAUGGAAAAGGAUAUAUUUCUUGAUGUAUGUUGUUUCUUUAUUGGUAAAGACAGAGGUUAUGUCACAGAGAUACUAAAUGGGUGUGGACUACAUGCUGAUAUUGCAAUAACAGUUCUCAUAGAACGUGGCCUCGUAAAAGUUGAAAGGAAUAAUAAACUUGAAAUGCAUCCUCUGUUACGAGACAUGGGAGGAGAAAUUACUCGUAAAACAUGGCCAAUGUUUCCGAAGGAAUGGAGUCGGUUAUGGUUUCAUGAGGAUGUAAAAGAUGUACUGAGAAAUAAAACUGGGUCACAAGCUACUCAGGGAUUGUCCCUGAAAUUGCAUUCAACCAGCAGAGAUUGCUUCGAAGCAGAUGCUUUCAAGGAAAUGAAGAGAUUGAGACUGCUACAACUGGAUCACGUACAACUUGUAGGAGAUUAUGGGUACCUUUCUAAAGAACUGAGAUGGAUUUGUUGGAAAGGGUUUCCUUCACGAUACAUUCCAAACAACUUUCAUAUGACAAAUGUAAUUGCAAUUGAUUUAAAGCAUAGUCAUCUUCAACUCGUCUGGAAACAAGCCCGGGUUUUAAAGUGGUUAAAAUUCCUUAAUCUUAGUCACUCCAAGUACUUGAGAAAAACACCUGACUUUGCAGGACUACCAAGUCUUGAACAACUAAUUCUAAAAGAUUGUCCAAGUUUGUGCAAGGUACACCCAUCUAUUGGAGAUCUCUGUAAUUUGCUACUGAUAAAUUUGAAGGACUGCACAAGUCUAAGCAGUCUCCCGAGAGAGGUGUAUCAGCUGAAAUCUUUAAAAACUUUCAUCCUCUCUGGUUGUUUGAAGAUUGACAUAUUGGAGGAAGAUAUAGUGCAGAUGAAAUCCUUGAUAACACUAAUCUCUGAAAACACAGCUGUGAAACAAGUGCCAUGUUCAAUUGUAAACUCAAAACACAUGGGAUAUAUAUCCGUACGUGGGUUUGAAGGAUUGUCACAUAAUAUUUUGUCUUCUAUUAUUCGGUCAUGGAUGUCACCAAUAAUGAAUUCCCGAUCUUACAUUAGGCCAUUGUGCAUGGAUAUGGAAAAUGAUGAUUGGCGAGACCUUGCACCAUUGCAUAGCUGCCUCACAAAUAUUCGAAGCAUUUUGGUUCAAUGUGACACGGAGUUUCAACUAUCUAAGCAGCUAAACACAAUUUUUGUGGAAGACGGUGUAAAUUUUACAGAAUCAACAAAUCAUAGUUUGAGGUUUUCCUUGAUUGGUGUUGGAAGUUGCAAUGAAUUCUUGAACACUCUCAGCGAUGGCGUUUCUAAGGUACAGGGAUUGGCAAGUAGAGAGUGUUGUGAUGUUAGUCUCCCAUGUGACAACCAUCCUUAUUGGUUGGGCCAUAGGGGUGAGGGACAUUCAGUAUCGUUCACUGUGCCUAAGGAUUGUGAAAUGAAGGGAAUGGCUUUGUGUGUUGUUUAUUCAUCAACCCCUGAAAUAGUGGCAACUGAAUGUCUUAGAAGUGUCUUAAUAGUUAACUACACAAAGUGCACAUGUCAAAUACACAAGCAUGACACUGUAAUGUCCUUUAACGAUGAAGAUUGGCAUGCCAUAAUGUCAAAUUUAGAAUCUGAAGACAAGGUUGAGAUUUUUGUGAGUUUUGGUCAUGGAUUGGUGGUCAAGAACACAAUGGUCUAUUUCAUAUACCGUGAGUCAAAAUGACUUGGAAAGAGAAACUUGGCGAAAAAACUAAUUCAUUAGAUUCAAAUAUAAAAUUGUAAUGUGACUUCUGCUAAGUUAUUUAUCUUCUUUGGGAACAGCAUGAUCCCUUUAGUUAUG
Molecule: messenger RNA, 3134 nt
Organism: Vigna angularis (adzuki bean)
Lineage: Eukaryota; Viridiplantae; Streptophyta; Magnoliopsida; Fabales; Fabaceae
Product: disease resistance protein RUN1-like
Exons: 5
Coding region: 12-3017 (1001 amino acids)
Biological process (GO): defense response; signal transduction
Molecular function (GO): ADP binding
Source: RefSeq, a predicted model, not a curated record